Molecule: messenger RNA, 1128 nt
Organism: Funneliformis geosporum
Lineage: Eukaryota; Fungi; Glomeromycota; Glomeromycetes; Glomerales; Glomeraceae
Source: the annotation of a GenBank genome assembly
AUGGUAGGACCAGGACGAGGAAGUGCCGUUUCUUCUUUAGUGACCUAUUUAUUGGGAAUAACUAGCGUUGACCCAUUAGAACAUAAAUUAUUCUUUGAAAGAUUUCUCAAUGAAAAAAGAACAAACUUGCCGGAUAUCGAUUUAGAUGUAGAGAAUCAAGAAGAAGUCUUUAAUUACUUGCAAAAAAAAUACCCCAAAAAGCAAGUAGCUCGUAUCAUCACUAAAAAAAAGAUUGGUUGGAAAGUUGCCCUCCGCGAAACUGCUAAAUUGUACAAAUUAGGAGAAAUAAAAUUAAAAGAACUUAUCUCUCUAACGGGAGAAAAUCCUAAUUUUAAUGACCUAAAAUUACAGCUUAUCAUUAGUGAAAGUUCACUGGUUGGUUCAGUGCCCUUAAAGUCAGAAAAAGAUUGUUUAUUGACACUUUUUGAAGAGGAUGAACUAGCCGGAUUAGGAUUAAAAAAAUAUGACUUUUUGAGUUUGCGGGAAACCCUUGGUUUUAUUCAAUUAUUAAAAAACUUUCUUUUAACCGGUAUCUUUCAAUUAGAUACUCCUUCGGCUCGACUGCUCUUUAAUCGGUUUCGCCCUGAGAAUUUUGCUGAAUUAGUGCUUUUCCUAUCUCUCAAUCGGCCUGGUACCAAAAAAAAGGUGGAAGAAAUAUCUCAAAAAAAAGACUCCAAGACUAGAAUUAAUUCUACUUCCCCGGUGAUUAGGGAAAUAUUAACUGAAACCUAUGGGUUUGUUAUUUUUGAAGAACAAAUAAGUCAAAUUUUUGCCUAUAUUUAUGAAGUUUCGUUUGCCGAAGCUGAAGUAAAAAGGAGAGAAUUGGCUAAAAAGGGACUAGAAAAAGACUUUCUUAACCAAGUCCAAAAAAAAUUGAAUUUGUCAGAAAGUAAACUAAUUUAUCAACAAAUUAAUUCUUCGGUUGGUUACACUUUCAACAAGGCUCAUGCAGUAGCUUAUAGUUAUUUGACUUAUUAUAUUGCUUAUUUAAAGGCCAACUUUUUUCCUGAAUUGAUUACCUAUUUCCUUAACAAAAGAAAAGAAAAAGUGUUAUCUUAUCUUCAAGAAGCCUUUUUUUAUGGAUUUCAAAUCAAAGAACCAGAUCUUAACCAUUCAGAAAUAGAAUGA